AAAGGGUCACAAGCAUAAGGGCCUCGCCAUACUGAACUUCUCUGAAUUGAAGAAGCUUCCAGCUGAGCUGGGGGAUCAAAAUGGAGGUGCUUCUUCCCCUUCUCCUUGCCUGCUCUCUCCUCUUCACCAUUGCAACCCCUAUCAGAGACAUCACCGACGUUUGUGCCUCACAGAUCAGUGAUUUCCAGCACCUGAACAGCUCCGGACUGCACCUGACGCUGCACCACCCGCAGAGCCCCUGCUCGCCGGCGCCGCUCCCCUCCGACCUCCCCUUCUCCGCCGUCGUCACCCACGACGACGCCCGCAUCGCCCACCUCGCCUCGCGCCUCGCCAACAACCACCCGACAUCGCCGUCGUCAUCGUCUCUCCUCCACGGCCACCGCAAGAAGAAGGCCGGCGGCGUCGGCGGCUCGCAGGCGUCGUCGUCGUCCGUGCCGCUGACGCCGGGCGCGUCGGUGGCCGUCGGCAACUACGUGACCCGCCUGGGCCUCGGCACGCCGGCGACCUCCUACGUGAUGGUGGUCGACACGGGGUCGUCGCUCACCUGGCUGCAGUGCUCCCCGUGCUCGGUGUCGUGCCACCGGCAGGCCGGCCCGGUGUUCGACCCGCGCGCGUCGGGCACGUACGCCGCCGUGCAGUGCUCCUCGUCGGAGUGCGGCGAGCUCCAGGCCGCCACGCUCAACCCCUCCGCCUGCUCCGUCUCCAACGUCUGCAUCUACCAGGCCAGCUACGGCGACAGCUCCUACUCCGUCGGCUACCUCAGCAAGGACACCGUCUCCUUCGGCUCCGGCAGCUUCCCGGGCUUCUACUACGGCUGCGGCCAAGACAACGAGGGCCUCUUCGGCCGCUCCGCGGGGCUCAUCGGCCUCGCCAAGAACAAGCUCUCGCUGCUCUACCAGCUCGCCCCGAGCCUCGGCUACGCCUUCUCCUACUGCCUCCCGACCUCGUCGGCGGCGGCGGGCUACCUCUCCAUCGGCUCGUACAACCCCGGCCAGUACUCGUACACGCCCAUGGCGUCCAGCUCCCUCGACGCCUCGCUCUACUUCGUCACCCUGUCGGGGAUCUCGGUCGCCGGGGCGCCGCUCGCCGUGCCGCCGUCGGAGUACCGCAGCCUGCCGACGAUCAUCGACUCCGGCACGGUGAUCACGCGGCUGCCGCCGAACGUGUACACGGCGCUGAGCAGGGCCGUGGCCGCGGCCAUGGCCAGCGCCGCGCCGCGGGCGCCGACCUACUCCAUCCUGGACACCUGCUUCCGGGGCUCCGCCGCGGGGCUGCGCGUCCCGCGCGUGGACAUGGCGUUCGCCGGCGGCGCGACGCUGGCGCUGUCCCCCGGGAACGUGCUCAUCGACGUCGACGACUCCACGACGUGCCUGGCGUUCGCGCCGACCGGCGGCACGGCGAUCAUCGGGAACACGCAGCAGCAGACGUUCAGCGUGGUGUACGACGUCGCGCAGUCCAGGAUCGGCUUCGCCGCCGGCGGCUGCAGCUGAGGACCCAAACUGCAGCUGGCCGACUCAAGCUAGGUAAAAGAGCAAUGCUGCUUCUUCUGCUGCUGCCGCCGCCUCCUAUCUCUGCUCAGGCACAGAAGUGACAACUUCUUAACUGCAAAUUCAUUCAUCACAUGUAAAUGCAUAUACAUGUGCCAGGAAGUUACGAGUGUGGCUCUAGGACCUAGUUUUACAUGUCAUAAACAAAUAUAGAUGUACAAAUAAAUACAGGGUAACUACUUUAGGUGAAGAUAAUACUUAUCAAUGUGAAAGAUUAUUAUGUUAUAUGGCUGCUUGUUAGCAAUCAAGCCAAAAUGUUCAUCAUGUACAUGUAAACUAUGGGUGUGUUUGGGUUCUAAAUGUUCAGGGUGAAAAGAAAAGCAGUAUAAGAACAUGAAGAUUUGAGUUAUCAUUUAUCAUUGGUUAAUUGA
Messenger RNA from Oryza sativa Japonica Group (Japanese rice), 1918 nucleotides. Its product is annotated as aspartyl protease family protein At5g10770. The record is from RefSeq and is a predicted model, not a curated record. Lineage: Eukaryota; Viridiplantae; Streptophyta; Magnoliopsida; Poales; Poaceae. Gene Ontology annotation, molecular function: aspartic-type endopeptidase activity. Gene Ontology annotation, biological process: proteolysis.